AGUCGCCCCGCAGCAAAUAACAUUGGACAUGGACAAGCAACGCACAAAACACGCUCAAGCUUCCCGUCCUCUUGCAGUCUUUAUAUAGCGUGUUCAUCGAUCGUACACAGAGAGAACAGACGAGCAACAAUAUCUCCUGUUCCUCUUGCAAGGAGAAAAAUCAGGAGGAGCAAAGUAACGGCGCUGAUUGACAUGGUUCUGACGCACGUUCACGACCUCGACGACGCAGCGGCCGCGUCGGCCGUCGUGUUCGCCUCGAGAUACGUUCAGGACCCGCUUCCAAGGUACGAGCUGGGGGAGAAGUCCAUCUCCAAGGACGCGGCGUACCAGAUCAUCCACGACGAGCUGCUGCUGGACAGCAGCCCGCGGCUGAACCUGGCGUCGUUCGUGACCACGUGGAUGGAGCCCGAGUGCGACAGGCUCAUCCUGGAGGGCAUCAACAAGAACUACGCCGACAUGGACGAGUACCCCGUCACCACCGAGCUCCAGAACCGGUGCGUCAACAUCAUCGCGCGGCUGUUCCACGCGCCCGCGGUGGGCGCCAGCAGCGACGGCAAGGCCGUCGGCGUCGGCACGGUGGGUUCCUCGGAGGCCAUCAUGCUGGCCGGUCUGGCCUUCAAGCGGCGGUGGCAGAACCGGCGGAAGGCGGCGGGCAAGCCCUACGACAAGCCCAACAUCGUCACCGGUGCCAACGUGCAGGUGUGCUGGGAGAAGUUCGCCAGGUACUUCGAGGUGGAGCUCAAGGAGGUGAAGCUCCGGGAAGGCUGCUACGUCAUGGACCCCGACGAGGCCGUGCGGAUGGUGGACGAGAACACCAUCUGCGUCGCCGCCAUCCUCGGCUCCACGCUCACCGGCGAGUUCGAGGACGUCAAGAUGCUCAACGACCUGCUCGCGGCCAAGAACGCCGAGACAGGGUGGGACACCCCGAUCCACGUGGACGCCGCCAGCGGCGGCUUCAUCGCGCCGUUCCUGUACCCGGAGCUGGAGUGGGACUUCCGGCUGCCGCUGGUGAAGAGCAUCAACGUCAGCGGCCACAAGUACGGCCUCGUCUACGCCGGCGUCGGCUGGGUCAUCUGGAGGAGCAAGGAGGACCUGCCCGAGGACCUCAUCUUCCACAUCAACUACCUCGGCGCCGACCAGCCCACCUUCACGCUCAACUUCUCCAAAGGGUCUAGUCAAAUCAUCGCGCAAUAUUACCAAUUUCUUCGAUUAGGCUUCGAGGGGUACCGCAACGUGAUGGAGAACUGCAUGGAGAGCGCUCAGACGCUGCGGGAGGGGCUGGAGCAGAUGGGCCGCUUCACCAUCAUCUCCAAGGAGCAGGGCGUGCCGCUGGUGGCCUUCACGUUCAAGAGCAAGGACGAGACCUCGCUGGCGUUCAAGCUGUCGUCGGAGCUGCGCCGGUACGGGUGGAUCGUCCCGGCGUACACGAUGCCGGCGAACCUGGAGCACAUGGCCGUGCUCCGCGUCGUGGUCUGGGAGGACUUCGGCCGGCCGCUGGCGGAGCGGUUCCUGUCCCACGUGCGGAUGGCGCUGGAGGAGCUCGACCACGCGGCCAAGGGCGGGCCCGUGCCCAGGAUGCGGGUCACCAUCGAGCUCGGACCUCCCGACAGGGGCUCCGGCGAGGAGGCGUCCGCCAGGGUUGUCAAGCGGGAGGCCGUCGUGGUGCCGGUGCACCGCAGCGUGUCGCUCUCCGGCGGGAAGACCAAGGGCGUCUGCUAGAGCGGCAGAUCGAUGGCCCCAACUCUCGGAGUCUCGGUAGUGGUUUGGGCGGAGUACUGAAUAACUACUUGUGUCGACAAAAGGCAAUCUCUCGAGCACCCCAUGAUCGAUUGCAAAGCUAAAAUUUAUCGCCGGUUCUCGUUUCAAUGCACUAUUUCCAAAAUAAAUCGGCUGACAGAGCAUCAAUGAAACGAAUAAUGAAACAACCUUCACAAUGCAUGAGUUUCACUUUGACGUUUCCUAGGCUGGGCAAAGCAUUUAAUUACUACAAAAUGAUUGGAUCACAUGCAAGAUGGUGAAACAAUUUAAUCCUCAGUGGGGAUUUCAUCCCGUUUCACCGCGUGGAAAACAACGUCCGCAGAGUUUCACCAUGAUGAAACUAUUUCCUUCUCUCUCCUCUUCGUUUCAUGCAAAAAGUACAGUUUUGCUGACAUGGCGCUCUAAUAAAUGUGCAUGACAUCCUAGUGAAACCCCCACUGAGACUGGCUUUAUGUAAGGUUGGGUCCAUUGGAAAUUUGGAGUAAAAAA
Molecule: messenger RNA, 2247 nt
Organism: Sorghum bicolor (sorghum)
Lineage: Eukaryota; Viridiplantae; Streptophyta; Magnoliopsida; Poales; Poaceae
Product: glutamate decarboxylase 2
Exons: 4
Coding region: 193-1719 (508 amino acids)
Biological process (GO): L-glutamate catabolic process
Cellular component (GO): cytosol
Molecular function (GO): pyridoxal phosphate binding; glutamate decarboxylase activity
Source: RefSeq, a predicted model, not a curated record